This is a messenger RNA of Jatropha curcas, 1130 nucleotides long. The record is from RefSeq and is a predicted model, not a curated record. Lineage: Eukaryota; Viridiplantae; Streptophyta; Magnoliopsida; Malpighiales; Euphorbiaceae.
GUUUGCCCUAGACACGUGUUCCUUUUUCUAUUUCUGUAAUGUCUUCUCCUCUUGCUUCAUUUGAUUAUCGCUUGAUAGCUUGAUUAAUUCCUCAACUUCUCCCAAACAGAGAUGCUCUCCUAAAAAUAGAGACGAGAGAUAAGAGUGUUUUCGAGAAAUGGACGGUGGAGAAAGGUGGCGGAUGAUAAGAUGCGCCGGUGGCGUGCACGAUAAGAUGAUAAUCAACCAAAUAAUGCUCAGAUUCAGGCCGAUUGCACCAAAACCGGCCUCCGGAGGUCCAGAUUCCGGUGUCCCUUCCUUGAAUAAUAAGAGCUCGUUAGUUUCCAAGCGAAAAACCAGGAGAAAGUACGUUAGGGUUCGUAAAAAUAACAGAUUCAUCAAAAGAAACCAAAAGGUUUGUCCAUCGUCAUCAGAUCAUCAAGAGAAAGAAAAGCAAACGGAUGUUGUUACUCUGCAGUUGCUGCCGGAGAGAAGUAAUCAGCCGACGGAUCCACUUGAUUUAGAGAGAUCCUGGUGCAAUCCGGACAAUAAAUUAUUCAAGCAAUCAGAGAAUAAUCAGCCGUUGAAGUUAAAGUAUCCAGUGAUUGAUCAAAAUCCAACGACGGUGAUGACGGUUCCUGAAAAGAGAGUGGUAAUAGCGGAGUCAUGGGUGACGGUAGAGUGCGUGACAGACAUCAACCAAGCUUGCAUGGAUGGCGGAGGUUUGUUAGGGUGUACAGAUGUGGAGAGAGUGAAGAAUCUAGAAGAGGACACGCGUCCUGGAUUCAUAUCAGAUGGUUCAAAUAACGUGCGGUGGGUAAACGGGGCUUAUAAGAAGAUGAUGUCUGUGAUGAAAGAGAAGAAUGACAGACAGGAAAUAGUGGUGUGGUUGGUGAGAAAAGAAAAGCUGGUGCCAUAUAUGUAUAAAUCUGCAUUUACAUGCUGGGUGAGAUUGUCAAAUGACAAAGAGGAGAAAGACAGGUGCAGUUCAAAAAUGGUACCUUGUGAUGUUUGGCGAAUGGACUGUGGAGGGUUUGCAUGGAGAUUGGAUGUUGAAGCUGCGUUGAGUUUAGGCCUUUGAAAGCUCAAGCAUAUAAAACAAAGCCUCCAAGUUAAAGUAAUAAUAAGGUAAUGCACAUCCCAUUCUACUA